GGAAGUCGAAGCGGCGGUGGCGGCGGCCCACAGCGGAGGCAGUAGGCACGGGAGCCCGAUAUCCGAAGCCCGGAGUCGCCGCGGCGGUAAUAGCCCGAGACCCCUCUAGGCCACCGUCCUUCUUGGCGCGGGACCGCGGGGUUCGACGGGAGUUGGCGAAAGAGACCCCUCCCUGUGCGGCGCGGAGGGGGCGGCGGCCCCAACGCUGACCCGCGCCGGGCGGCGGGGGGCCAUGGCGGAGAUCAGCGACCUGGACCGGCAGAUCGAGCAACUGCGGCGCUGCGAGCUCAUCAAAGAGAGUGAAGUCAAGGCCCUGUGUGCCAAGGCCAGAGAGAUCUUGGUGGAGGAGAGCAACGUGCAGAGGGUGGACUCGCCAGUCACGGUGUGUGGUGACAUCCAUGGCCAGUUUUAUGACCUCAAGGAGCUGUUCAGAGUUGGUGGUGAUGUCCCUGAGACCAACUACCUCUUCAUGGGGGACUUUGUGGACCGUGGCUUCUACAGCGUCGAGACGUUCCUCCUGUUGCUGGCCCUGAAGGUUCGCUAUCCUGACCGCAUCACCCUGAUCCGUGGCAACCAUGAGAGCCGCCAGAUCACUCAGGUCUACGGCUUCUACGAUGAGUGCCUGCGCAAGUACGGCUCGGUGACUGUGUGGCGCUACUGCACCGAGAUCUUCGACUACCUCAGCCUGUCGGCCAUCAUCGACGGCAAGAUCUUCUGCGUGCACGGGGGCCUCUCGCCCUCUAUCCAGACGCUGGACCAGAUCAGGACGAUUGACCGGAAACAGGAGGUGCCACAUGAUGGCCCAAUGUGUGACCUACUGUGGUCCGAUCCAGAAGACACCACAGGCUGGGGCGUGAGUCCCCGUGGGGCCGGCUACCUGUUUGGCAGUGACGUGGUAGCUCAGUUCAAUGCGGCCAAUGACAUUGACAUGAUCUGCCGUGCCCACCAACUGGUGAUGGAAGGUUACAAGUGGCACUUCAACGAGACGGUGCUCACCGUGUGGUCAGCGCCCAACUACUGCUACCGCUGUGGGAACGUGGCGGCAAUCUUGGAGCUGGACGAACAUCUGCAGAAAGAUUUCAUCAUCUUUGAGGCUGCACCCCAGGAGACCCGGGGCAUCCCCUCCAAGAAGCCUGUGGCUGACUACUUCCUGUGAGCCCCGGCCCCACCCCUCUACCCCCCGGCCCUCGGACCACUGUGACUCUGCCCUCUGCCCCAUCUGGAGGCUGGGCAUGGCGGGGGGCUGCCCCACUCUGCUCUCCCCCCAAGAGGGUACCCCACGAGGGUGAGGACUUAGCAGAGAGGUUGAGGCCUAGCAUCACGUGCCUCCUCUCCUCUCUCCCCACUUGAACCAUGAAGUUUCCAGUCAUUUUUGUUUUCUUUUUUCCUUUUUUUUUUUCUGUUGGUUUUUAGAUAAAAGUUUUGAGAAAAAAAAAAAGAAAAAAAUUCUAAUAAAAGA
Ochotona curzoniae (black-lipped pika) is the source of this 1459-nucleotide messenger RNA. It is a transcript of the gene PPP4C, whose product is annotated as protein phosphatase 4 catalytic subunit. The record is from RefSeq and is a predicted model, not a curated record. The transcript has 9 exons. NCBI's taxonomy places the organism in Eukaryota, Metazoa, Chordata, Mammalia, Lagomorpha, Ochotonidae. The coding region runs from base 233 to 1156 and encodes 307 amino acids. Gene Ontology annotation, biological process: peptidyl-serine dephosphorylation; double-strand break repair via homologous recombination. Gene Ontology annotation, molecular function: protein serine/threonine phosphatase activity. Gene Ontology annotation, cellular component: cytoplasm; nucleus.